AUGCCCACUGACGAGGUCACAUUUAUCAAAACUUUACGACAUUUUGGAAGAUCCCCUGGACCAAUGGGAUACAGCAACCCAAAGUACAUGGCAUUUACGGCCACGCAAGCGAGGCGUUUCCCCAACUUGGUGAACUUACACUCAGUGAUGAGGAAAUUACGAAAUGGGCAUCUUCUUACCACCUCGACAUUUACAACAUUAAACGCGACUAAAAUGGAUGACAUAACCGGCGAUGGCAACCAUCCCAAUAAGAGAGGAAAAGGAAGGAACAAAAGUAAAUUUGGCAAGAGAAAUACUAUUUCACUUUCAGACUCACCGUAUCCUAUCACUACGAUCUCCGGCCCUUGCGAAACGACUAUUGGAGGGCUUCAAAAGCUCUGUUCGGUUUGUCCGGCUGUGACAGACCUGGGUCCGACCAGGAGCCCGCGAUACAUCAACGAACUGUUGUGCGGAGGAGAUCAAUUCUGUGGAAUAGAAGGCGUGCAAGGAAUUUGCCAAAACACCGUUAUCAUCCAGGAUUUUCUGGUGAUCACAGGUGAUCAAAUGAACGUGUACUCGCAACCCAUCCGUGCAUGUUGUGAUUGCACUAUAUUUCCGUAACACACUGACUGUAAACAAGAGAGGAUGAGAGAAAACCCCUCUCUUGCUGUAAAUGGAUGGUACAUUGACUUGAAAUAAAGAAUUCUUCACUCUCCCAGGACUUGGACUUGAGUAUAUUAACUCUUUAACUCCCAUGAGUGACCAAGAAAGAAUUUCUCCUUACAAUAUCAAUACAAUAUCAACCAGAUAAGUGAUGAGAAUAAAGAAGAAUACCAAUUUGGGGAUACUUAGUUGAUCCAUACAUUAAGUAAGCAUCGGAGCACAAAUCCGAAGGUCUGGGGUUCGAUUCCUCAUGGGGACUCAAAAUUUUUCUUUGUCCCACGCUCGUGACAAGACAAAAAACAUCUUUCUAUAUUUUUUUACCGAGCUCAAAACUUACCAUCUCUAUUAUUUCUAUCUACAAACAUUAUAAGUAUUGUAAGGUUGACAGAAAGGAGAAUUUCAAAUUUGAUCCGCGAGUUAAGGGGUUAAGUAGCUUCUGUCAAAAAAUAAACGACGACAUAGGCAGGCUGGAUGAUUUUUAUAGUACUUGAGAACCGCGUCAACCCAGAAAAAUUGAACACGGAAAGUUUACCACAUUCAUUUUAAUCACUCAUUUAGGGUGCGUUCCUUUGGGAGAAUCCGGGUCAGGAUUUCUGAUCUGUGGCGUUCCUUUCGAGCAAAUCCAUUUUCAGAUUAGUGAUCUAUCAAAUCCACUCUGGACAAGGAUUCAUCGGAUCGCUGAUCUGCGUGAUCUAAAGACGGAUAAUUGGAUCACUGAUCUGCGUGAUCUAAAGACGGAUCAUUGGGUCACUGAUCCAACACGUUCCUUCGGGCGAAGGAUCCGAAAUUAAUCAUUUUGCUCAGCGGCGUUCAAUUUCCAACUGGUAGGUACUUCAUAUAUUGACCGGAAAUACUGUUGGCAAUCGCUUCACAAACUCUGCGAUAAACACGAAAUAAAAUCGAUUUUGCAAUGUUAAAUCGAUCGGCCACUGAUCGCAGGCAUUCUGGGUUCCCAAGUAUCCAUAUCGUAAUCAAUACUUGUGCUGUCCAUCGUUUGAGUUUACUAUGAAAAAAUGUGCUUCUAAUGAAUAGUGCUAAUUAGAAAAAUUGUGCGCGCUAAAAGCCCGUGCAGAUAGACGAGCCUUCAGGGGAGAGCUCAAUAACCCACGUGCAUACACAAGUCUUAAAAUAGCGCACUUUUUGGAAUUCUCUGAGAGCUCGUCUAAAACUCCGUUCCUUUCAUGCACCGUGAUCUGUUUGAUCUUGGAUUACAAAUCCUAAUCCUGAUCCUCCCAAAGGAACGCACCUUUAGUUUAUUAAAAAAAAAAAAAAGAAGAAGCGGCACACAAUGAUCAGUGUUCAUUACUACCUAUCUUUAACUAAGGGUCUCAAUGGGGCACUGGCUUUUACGGCUAACCGUUAAAAAAGUUUGGGCAUUUUACGGCUACGGUUAUACCGAAAGGACACAAAAUGACUCAUCUUAGAAAGGAAACAUUUUAACGGUUAACUUUUUUUACGACUACUAGUUAAAAUUGUCAAUUCUUACGCCCAAUGGCUGAAUGUUUGGCCGCCUUACGGCAAACGCCUCUGAAGCCUUCUUAACUGAAAGAACAUCAUAUUAAUUCAGCAGAAUUAUUAUGAUGAUUAUCAAAGACUUGUAUAAUAUUUAUCAAGGAAGACCUGUCUAAUAUCUCUCUCAUCGAGAGUAAAAUGAUAACUGGGAAGUUAAAGCUGAUAAAUUUAAAAAAUGCUGUAUCAUGGGCAUAACUUAAGCUCUUGCUCCUGUCGCAGAAUAUAAUUGAGUUGGGAACUAAGGAAGUCUAAAGUUAAAACAGAGAGUUUUGUGAAAGCUACUCUUCUAGCGUUUUCACUUGCUUACUAUGACAGUGCACAAAUUCACGAAGAAACUGCGCCUAACAGAACCUGUAAACGAAGCCCCUGACUUUGUGUUAGACUUCUAAAACGAACCCAUGUUAAAAGAUCAACUCACGCUUCGCAAUGAGUAUCAUGGGAUAGAAUGAAACAACCGAUGUUGUGGUAGUCAUUCAGGUUUUUAAGCAGUUCCUCCGGAACAGAAAGCUGAGUCGAGACCACUGUAACUUGCUGAAACCACGCUGUAUCGCCAAAUUAAAGCCAGGAAAUUCACAUUUCCAGAGAUGGAUUUCUCAUAAUUUCCGAUUCACUACAACUUCCUUUCCUGAAAUAAAUCAAGGACAGUAAAUAGCCGGUUUUUCCCAAUUCCAGGCAUUUUACACGAUGCUUGAUAAGUACUUUAACGGUAGGAUGAUUUUACGACUGGAAAAGUUUGAUAACUCGCGUAAUGCAAAAUACAAUGAAAACGCUGACGGCUCUUGUUUACGGAAUCUUUCCGUAGCAUUUGCUGUGUUCUUGGUUCGUUUGCAGACUAGAGCUGUAUUUCCUAUGAUUUCAAGGACAUUAACGUCUUUCCUAAAUUAAAUUUGAGACAAUAAAUAGCAGUUUUUCCAUAAUGGCGUGUACUUGACUAAGGUUAACUAUUUACAUCUGCGAAGCAGCACUUUCAUUGCAAUCUAAUUUUACGUCUGAAAAAUUCCGCAAAUUCCUCACAUCGACCUGGUAAAAAUUUAACAUCUGCAUAAGAAAGUAAAAUACCGCGGCAGACAGAGUCUGGCUUUGAAAUCUAUUUUAGAACAAAAAUCGGAAGGUAGCGAAGUAGUAAAAUUUUUUAGACAUUUUUUAUCUGAAAUGUGGUCAAGAUCUGUGACUGUGAACCGCACGGAAGUUAUAGAAACAUUUGACUGACUAAGCUAACUUGAAAUAACUUUUCCUUGCAUAAUAUAAGUUGUAUGUCUAUAGAAGAUUUGGGGAACUGAAUGGUCGAAAACUUAAACAUCUGGUCCGGACAAGAAUAGGCGAGAGUCCCAGAAAAAACUAUCUGUAAAGUAAUUUUUAGAUAACUUCAAUAUGCCCACGCAAUGUGAUUUAAGAUAUAAUUCCGGUUUACUUAACUUCCGCAUGUGUCAGGAUUAUAUAACCGCCCGGUCUAAGGCGCUUAGCAGCAGUAAAGCGGCCACAAUCAAGAAAUUUGUUUCACAACCAGCUGCAGAGGAGCACACAGGGAUCGAGGUAAGCCUUGUAAUGCUACUAUUAAAUUUUCUUUAAGAAAAAUGAUGAAUAUUUUUUUAUUAGUGCUGUGCAAAGAAGCUUCCAAGUCCAUUUGAGAAUUCGAAACCUAAUGAUGUCCGGAGCUCUUUUCUUGGUUUGUCCGUUAACCAAGAGCACGAGUAAAAGCACAGAAAUCCUUUGUUAAGUUUUUCAAAUUUUUACGAUUUUUCUCCUGUUUCGUGUCGAGACUCAAGCUGUUAUAGUUUUUACAGUGAAGUUCUGUGUUCGAUUUCGUAACCAGGUCUAAGUCUUUUAAAAUGAAUUCAAUUUUUCAUGGGACAGAAAAAGGCACGAAAAAUCGAUGCGCUUAAAAUCAGCUGACUGUAUAUCCCAAUUCAGCGCCCUAAAACGCUUUUAUUUCAGAUGGAAAAGCGAUAAAAAGGAAAUACAGAAGAAGAAAUUUCGUGUUUUCUAAUCAAAGUUAGGACUCCGAGUGAAAUUAAAAAAAAAUCUUACGACUUCGCACGCUUGAAUAGGUACAACAAAAAAGCAUCACGUUACGUAAGUCAAGUUCUUUCCCUUAUAACGGCGAAUGCAGCAUUCAUUGUGACAAUAUGUUGAGUUUCAUUCAUAUAAGCUGAUUUUUUUGGCUUGUUGUCAAGUGUUUUAUGAAGCAAACACCGAAGAGCUUUGGACAAGAAAAUGUAAAAUUCCAAUUUUGUGUAACUCUCACAGUAGCAAUCGGUUUGUUCGAGGCAAUACCAGUUGUAAGGAUGAAAAUCGUAGUUUGGAUCUAGCUUAAAAUAGGAAAAUUACGUUCUCUUGAAAUUCACAUCAUUACGAGCCCGUAGAAGUAUUGCUCUAAUAUUUGCAAUCAGCGCUUAAAACAGAAACUAACCUGCUCCUAAGCAAACAAACGUUAUCGAUAUACCUGUAGGUAACAUAACUGAGUACGUCGAAAGCUUACAAAUUGGUCCUAAUUAGCUCUCUUUCAACGUUCUUACAUAAUGCAAUGAUGUUUGGAGACUGCGUAAAUGUGCUGCAGUUGCAUGUCUGAGGCGAUCGGGAUCAAGGUACGAUUUACAAUUUACCUCGACUAGUGAAAACCAAGCCCUUCAAGUUUCAAGUCCCUAAGAGUCGUCCCGUGAGAAUUUCCUCAAGGCUAAUUUCUGCUCUGGUCAAGUUCCUCUUCUAAGUCGAGCAAAACUCGUCCGCUCCAAACAAGACAUGAGUUCCUUCCCAUCUAGGGUACAGAUUGACGGGUCCCGUGGUCAUACCUUUGAAAAUCCUUUCUCACAAUGUUCGAGGUUUUCAGGAAAUUCCUUCUUUAUAAGUUUUUUACUCUCAAAUAUUUAAAAGAGUAACCAUAUUUCGUAUUCUUCAGAAUACUUCAUAUCAAUGUUCUGUCUCUAAACGCACUGUUGUUCCGGGGAGCAAAACAGCACUGGUCGGCGUGCAUGAAAUUCAAUUCGCCAGAAAAAAAAAAAAAAAAAAAAAAAAACUGGAUUGUCGGAAAAUGUUUAUUGGAUGGCAAACGUUCAAAAAUGUUGGGUUACGACUUAGAACAUUAAUUAAAGACUAACGAAGCACGUUCCAUAUACGUUUUCUCGGCACUGAGACACUGAAGAGGACUCCUAAAGCUAGGUAAAGAGUCUCAGGUCAAAAAAAGAGAGUGAAGUGCCAUGAGGUAUGAAAUACGCUGAUCUCUCCUAUUUAUUUUUAUCACGUUUUAGACUUCAUUAGAAGAAAAAGUGCACUAAGCACACCAGGUUUCUAACUCCACACAAAACGCUGUAUACAAGCGUGAUUUAAGCAGAAUAUGUUUGAGGCCGCUCGGCAUAAAGGGAUCUAAGCCCGGAGCCUAACUUUUUGACGAGUUCUGUGCAGCUCAGAGUAUCCGAUGGCAAAAUUGAAAGGAAUGAGGUUUCACUGAUCCUGACAGGAAGAACGGUUUUCUCUAUGUUGCCCGCUCCUGAGAAAUUGCUCAAGCAGAGGUGAAACUUUAUUAAUAAGAUAAAAUAGAAGUUUUUUUCGCCCAACCUUUUCGUUUUGUUAAAUAUUUUUAAGGGUUUAACAAUACCGCAGUAAAAUUUGUAUGCUACUGAUAGGGUAAUGCUGCAAUUAAGAGAAUGCAUUAUUUUGUCUUCACAGAAAAGAUGUUUAAAACACUGAUUUCAGCGGUGGCAACGACCAGUGUCUUUCUAAGCUGUAUCGAAGCGCGUCCACUAAAUUCCACGUCAACCGCUAACAUAACAAGCCCCCAAAGAGGCAUCAUAUCAACAGCAUGUACACCGAGGGCAACCAGAGAACUAGAGAUACAACUGCAAACCCACGGUAGCUUCAACAAGCGCUAUCAAGCAAUCACGAGAGACGCCGCAGCAAAAUUUCCCAACCUACUGAAUCAAACUGCGCCCAACACCACAACAACGUCACGCCCGACAAGUCCCUUUCCUAAGACGAACCUCACGAGCGUUAGGACCAAGGGCUCGCGCGAUCAAAAUGGCCACCGCCGUCUAUGCACCGAGUGGUCAGCGGUUACCGUGUUAUCACCGGCUUAUUUCCCGCGCUACUUGAACGAGAUCAUCUGCGACACAAACGACAGAAGUUGCCUCAGUCACACGGGCCAGUGUAAUCAGGGAGGUGUUAUAGUGGAUAUCUUGUACGACACUGGAAAGUGUGGAUCCGAUGGAAAACAGAUCUGGCAAGUUGUAAACCAG
Pocillopora meandrina is the source of this 6383-nucleotide messenger RNA. The record is from the annotation of a GenBank genome assembly. Lineage: Eukaryota; Metazoa; Cnidaria; Anthozoa; Scleractinia; Pocilloporidae.